Mercurialis annua (annual mercury) is the source of this 4471-nucleotide messenger RNA. RefSeq names its product protein PUTATIVE RECOMBINATION INITIATION DEFECT 1. The record is from RefSeq and is a predicted model, not a curated record. Bases 105 to 4034 code for a protein of 1309 amino acids. Gene Ontology annotation, biological process: meiotic DNA double-strand break formation. The transcript is spliced from 9 exons. Lineage: Eukaryota; Viridiplantae; Streptophyta; Magnoliopsida; Malpighiales; Euphorbiaceae.
UCCAACCAAAAACAAUUUUCCAUCUUGGCGCCAUUGAAAACAGAAACUUUCAAAUUUAAAUUCAAACCACAUUCUCUCGCUCUCAACUCAGUAAACACAGCGCAAUGUUCUUCCCAGAAGAAGACUCGCAAAAUCAAGAUCACGAUCCAAUAAUCUCCGAUCAACACUCACAACCACCGCACUGCUGCUGUACUCAAGGUCACAGAUCCACACUCUCCCUCCCGACGCAAAACCAAGACUCUCUCUUCUGUCUGCAUUGCUUCUCCAACCUCAUCACCAACUCACGCGCUCCGACGUUCCACGUCUCCUACGCUCUCUCUCAGCUCUCCCUCGCCCUUUCUCACCCGCCGUUUCUCCACGCUCUCCUCUCGCUCCAUCCGCAUUUCCUCAUCUCGCCUCUCGUACGCGCUCUCUCGGCGUUUGAUGACGACUCGAUCGCUCGACAGAUCGUUGAUAUUAUUAAUUCUAUCUGCUCUGAAUCUCAUUCGCUUGAUUUGUGUGUUGAUUUUGUUCUUGUAGUGUCUGAUUUUAUUUCUACCGGAACCCUAGCUUGGAGCUGCCGCCAAGUUUAUAUGCUUCACUGUUUUGGAGUUGUUCUGAACUGCUGUGUAAAUAAUCCGUACGGUCAAAUUAAAGACAAAGAUUCUCUAUUAUCCAAUCUUGUUACUGGUCUUCAGUUGCCAAGUGAUGAAAUUCGAGGGGAGAUUUUAUAUGUUCUAUACAAAUUAUCCGUUUUCCAAUGUGCAUAUGAGGAAGGUGACGGGAUUAACUCGCUUUUCGCCUUCUGUCCGAAGCUUUUGCAUUUGUCCCUGGAGGCUCUUUUGAAGACCCAGGAUGAUGCUGUCCGGUUGAAUUGUGUAGCAUUCUUGACAAUUCUUGCUCGGAAAGGGUUUUUUGAGAAUGUAUAUGCAAAUAAUUUAAGUAGCAUGAGUUCUGAUGAAGCUGAUAGUUGCAUGCAAACAGCAGACCAUGGAGUCGACAGUCAACCUCUGGAUCUCUUAUUUGCUGAGGCCAUUAAAGGCCCACUUCUUUCAUCUGACAGGCAAAUCCAAAUUAGCACGUUAAAUCUAAUCUUCCAGUAUUUGUCAUGGGAAGGAGCCUCGGAGAAACAGAUCCAAAUUUUGGUCAAAGAAAACAUUGUGGACUAUGUAUUCGAAAUUCUAAGGCUUUCAGAAUGUAAGGAUCCAGUUGUCAACUCUUGCCUUCUGGUUCUUGAUCUGUUUUCAACAGUCAUGGAAGGUUUUAAAGAGAGACUGAUUAUCGGAUUUUCAACUCUGAUUCCAGUUCUACAUUAUGUAUGCGAAGUUCCUUUUCAUCCUGUUCAAUAUCAAACACUGAAGCUCAUCUCAAAUGGCAUAUCUGAUUGUCCAGGAAUUAUGUCGACUUCUGAUAUUGAGGAAUUAAUUGUUGAUUUGGCAAAGAUGUUUAAGAGGCAUACCAAUGGGGAGAUGGGCAUGACUCCAGAAACAUUCACAAUAGUCUGCUCAAUUUUUGUUGCUGUUCUAAAAACCUCAUCUUUCCAAGGGAAUUCUGGUCUGUUAAAAUUGGUGGAAGAAGCAGUAAACGAUGCUAUUUUAGCUUGUCUAAAUAUCUCAGAAAAAAAUUCCAGCCAACUUUUACAUGCGCUAUAUCUACUUAAAGAGGCAUAUGGAUGCUGUGAUGAAAAACUAUCUACAAACAACUCUAGUAUUACAGAGUUGCAACACUGUAUUGUAGAUAUUUGCACAUCACAUAUCUUACCCUGGAUUAGAACAGUUAUUGAUGAAGUGGAAGAGGAAACUGUCCUGGGAAUAUUGGAAACUUUUCAUACUUUAUUGCUUCAUGAUUCCAUCCGAGUGACACAAUUCGCAAGGAUCUUGGUUACAUCAUCUUGGUUCAGUGUCUCAUUUGGAUAUCUAGGAUUAUUCCCUACAGAAAAAAUGAAAUUGAGAGUAUACCUAAUGCUCAGUUCACUUGUAGAUAUUCUUAUGGGAAAUGACACAGGACAACCUAUUCGGGAUGCUGUUUCAAGUCUUCCAACUGACCCAUUAGAUCUGUUAUUUCUGCUUGGGCAGAAGACUGCACAAAAUCCGUCAUUAUCUACUUGUCAGUCUGCAGUUUUGGUGAUUUUACAUACAAGUUCAUUAUAUAAUGACAGGCUUGCAGAUGAGAAGUCUAUAUUAGCUUCUCUAGAUCAAUACAUUCUUAUCAACAAAAAUGAUGCCAUUAGCGAAGAGGCAAUGAAGCAAAUGGUAAAUCUUUAUGGUCUUUGUCGGAGUGUUUCUGAGAAGGAUUACAGAUUCCCCUACAGUCCAGAAGCUGAGAGGAUUUUGUUUCAUCUGGUGACUCAAAAUGAAUGGGAUUUGCCGUCUUCAAGAAUUCACUUUGAGUCCCUGAAGUGGUUGUUUCAACAAGAGAAACUCAUCAAGCCAUUGUCUUACCAAGUUCUGAACUUUAGCAAAAGUAAUGGUUCAAUUGGGACCCAAAUUCUUGGUCAUGGGGAAAAUAAUCAAACUAUGAAUGUGCAAGUAAUAACAGAAUUGGUAACAUCAGAAGACAACUAUGCAGCUAGACUUCUAGUAGACUUAUUGAUGCACCUUGUUCAUGAAGAAAGCGAAGAUGGUGAAAUUACAUGUAUGGUAAAUCUCUUGGCAGCUAUCAUUAGCAUCUCUCCAGCAGCAGCUGAUCAAUUGUGUUUGAAUGGCAUAGGAAACACUAUCCGAAAUAUCUAUUACAAGCCUAGAAUUUUUUUAUCUCCGCAUACAUUCAUGCUCACCUCACUUCUAGUAUUUAAUAUUCUACAGUCCGUCAAUCCUGACGCAUUGUGUGAUGAUGAAGCUUGGCUUGCAGUGACUGUGAAGCUGAUGGACAGUCUUGCCCUUUUCAUGGCUGAAAAAAGCUUGUCUGCUGAAGGUCUUCGAGUAUUUGCCAUUUUUUCAAUUAUUUUGCAACAAUCCACCUGUAAAGCAUUAUGGGGAGCUUCUAAAGCCAUAAUUUUCAAUUCUACUCUGGCAUCUAUAAUAAACAGCACAAUUCAUGAGGCUUGUUCAAAGGGGCCAGCUUUAUUUGAUUACAACGAAGGAACAAGCAUCGGAGAAGCUUUGAUAUUCGUGCUUUUACUCUAUUAUUUUUCUUUAAAAAGUUUGCAUGUUCUUCUUCCUGAGGAUGUGAAUUGGCAAAGUUUACUUGAUCUAUCAAAUACGUCGCAGCCACUUACAUAUAUUAGAAUCUACUGCCAUGACUUAUGUAGGCUGAUGCAUUUUGGGUCCCCCCCAGUCAAGCUCGUCGCCUCAUAUUGCUUGCUGGAGAUAAUUAUAAGAAUAUCAGAACAGAUAAACAAGAAAAAUGAGGAACUUAAAUGCUCUAUAGGUUACCUAAUGUCUAUGGUGGCCACAUUAGAAGGCCUAGUAUUUUACAGCGACAUCAGAGUGUCGAUAAACUGCAGUCUUUGUCUAUCAAUGAUUUCAGGAUGGGAAAAACUGAAUAUGAAGGAGGCAAAGGUGUUUGCAGAUAAUACUUGGUGCAGACUGAUUGUAGAAGAAUUGGCAUUGUCUUUGGCUGUUCCUUGUUUACCAUCAAAGUCUUUCACUAAUUUUCACAGGCCUGCUGUUCAUGUAGCAGUUGCAUUGCUAAAGGCUCAAAAAUCUCUUCAGUGGAUGAGGACUGUGUUUGAUGAUCCUUGCAUUUCUGGUAUAACUAAAAACAUUGAAGCCAGUAAUGUCACCUAUGAAAUCGUGCUUUUAUUUAGGGAGCUGAUGAACUCCAAUUUCCUAAGGGCUGAGCAGAUUGCUAAUCUAAAUCGGGUGCUUCAGGAAAGCAGGAAAUAUAUUUACUCUGAAGAUUCCCAAAGUGAUUGCACAUACGAGCAUAUUAAGAAAAGGGUCGUUGCUAAGGGUGAUUUGGGAGAUGUCUGUGAGUAUCUCAUUCACUUAAUGUCAUCUCACACACCUUUAAACAUAGCUUCAAUUAAUUUACCAACAGCCAAAAGGUUAUUAUUUGAAGAAAUAGAAAUGUUUUUCAAGGAUUUGAUAGUAGUCGUUGAGGGUGACAGCUAAAUAAAUUGACUCCAGUGCUCGAAACGAAUAUAGAAAUGAACUAUAUAAAAGUAUAUGUAAUAUAUAAUUUCUAAUUGUGAUAGUGUACAAAUGAUAUGCGUUUCUUGAGAUAUUUUUAUAGUUAAUGAAAUCAAAUGCUGGCCAGUGACAGUAAUGUCAUUAGCAGCAGUUUAUGUUGAAAAAGAUUUAUGGAACUCUGGUUACUGUAAUCAAUUAGAAUUAUUGAAAAUGUGUCUUGAUUCAGGUUCUCCUUUUUAAAAAGGAUUAUAGUAACUCUGCGGACCUUUAAGUUUCUUUAAAGCAUUUUUAAAUUUUAAUCAACUUUCUGAUCAGAUGACCAUUUUUUACACAUUUUAUACUAAUUAUCCAAAAAUUCAUCUUCUUGUAAUGUUACAUUUCUAAGCCAAGAUAGAAUCAACUGAUCACAGAACCAUCAU